Messenger RNA from Epinephelus fuscoguttatus (brown-marbled grouper), 2631 nucleotides. RefSeq lists its product as uncharacterized. The transcript is spliced from 3 exons. The coding region runs from base 1 to 2631 and encodes 876 amino acids. The record is from RefSeq and is a predicted model, not a curated record. Lineage: Eukaryota; Metazoa; Chordata; Actinopteri; Perciformes; Serranidae.
AUGGAAACAAGAAAUCCCAGACCCAGCCCUCAAGGUCCGGUCUCACAGGAUGGCAGUGGUCUAUGGAUGAAGAUGGAGUCACACCCUGUGACAGACCACACAGAGAGCCCAUCGGUGACACGUGGUGAGAAGCCCCAAGAUGAAUCUGAAAUCACUCCCCCUGCCCCCGCAGUGAUCACCAGGUACUACAGUGUGAUGGAUGAUGAAGGCGCAGAUGAAGUCUUCAUCCCACCUCCUCCUUCCUACAUGGCUCCUUUGCUGCCAGCAGAGGGCGGCACAGAUACUGAGGUGAAUAAUUCCACUGUGACCCUUACAGAAGGGGCAGCUGACGCCACAGAGGCUGAAGCUAAUCCCAGUGGCUUAGACUGGCAUCACAGUGACAAGCACUUAAUGGCAGCACAAAAGGUCGUGGAUGAAGUGAUAGAAGGUGCUGCGCAGGCAUCCAAGGAGUCUAUGGACACUGUAUCUUUGUCCAAAGACCAGGACUCCACUCUAUCAAAACGUCAAGACCAAGCAUCCAUGGAGGAAGCAUGUUAUGAUCCAUGCAGAAGACACAAUCAGGAAAACGCAACUGGAGAUGAAGAGUCAAAUGAGGAUCAUGAGGAUAUUGCAAUUUUGAAUGAGGGGCAGAAGAACUGGAGGAACACAGAAGCUGAGAGUGACCAAUAUCCAAAACAGGAACCCACAGGCGAUGAGGAAAACUCUGAAAAUGAGACGCUUUUUGACAAAGAGGAAGACAAAACAAAAUCCAACAUUUGUGGUCGUUUAGACUCAAAACUAACCACAGAAGAUGUCGACUACGACAAUGCGGAGACAAAUGCCCCAAAGCUUUCUAAUCCCCAUGCGAGUGACGAUGAUUUUGAGUCCUGCAGGCCAACAGAGCUCUGUGAAUGCAGCCAAAACACGACAGACACAGCAACCAAUCAGUCACAGGUACCAGAGAUCCCAACAGAGGCAUCCAAUGAUGAUGAAGAGCAUGUUGACACCAGAUCUUUGAACUACACCCUGACAAAGUAUAACUGGGCGAGGAGAGAAAGUGGAACUAUCGAAACUCAGGUGUCCCAACUCUCAAUCUCUGAAGGCUACGAAAAGAUGGCUCCAAACGAAGAGCAAGAGGAUGGAAGCAGGAGAAUAGCUACUGAUAUCCAACAAGGUGCGGAACUGCUUCAACGCCUGCAACUGGUGCAGCUGCGACAGGAAGACACAAGAGGUGAGACAAGGGGCAUGCCUGGGACUGACGUAGAUGAUCUGAAAGCAAGACAGGCCGAUCUGACAGGUGGGGAUGGGAGGGAAGAGAGUAGAAUUCACAGUGCUGAGGAUGAAGGAGCAAAGAUGAACCUGAAGGAGAAGGAAGAGAAUGAAAAGAAUGAGAGUAAAGACGCUGAAACAAAAGCGAGGACAUCUUCGUCUACACUUCCCGUAGAGUCAGAGCAUCACGCGAUUGCCGCAGCAGAGGGCGGAGACUCUGAUGGUGAUCAAAGAGACAGCUGUGUACCAGAAGAUCUGCUUCCAAUUGACCCUCGUGAAACAUCAUCUCCCCUUGUGUCCACCUGCCACAGAUUCUCAGUCGCUGAGACCUCCAUGGAGAGGCAGAUCCAUGAGGAAGUCCAGGGGAUUCAGAGCCUGCAGAGAGCCGGUGGUGUCUUCAACCUCGCAGAUAAUCCAGAUGUGCUAGAGAUUCCCUUUAAAACCAACAUCUUGCUUGAGCCACUUUCCUCUAAGGACGACCCAGACCAGCGCACUGACUGGCAAUUCUCCGAGCAGAAGAUGAAGAAGGAGAUAAGUCAGGAGAUUCAGAGAGAGCUGGUGCUGGUCAACCAGGGGAAGAUCCCAGGGGGGUACAGCAAAGGGGAAGUCCGUCAGUUAAAGGAGACAAAACUGCUGUUUGAGGCUUUCCAGCAGGAUAACACGGGGGGUCCAACAAGAAACCGGAAACCCCCUGCCUCACUGAUGAAAGGUCAUGUUUACCCUUCUGUGUUGGAGCGCACUCGAAGCCUGGAGUUGCUUUCACACAAAAGUUGCCCCGUUUCCAGAACACAUUCCCUCAGGCUGUGUAAAGAGACUGAGAAAAGUCCUGAAAUCUUAAGAUCGAGGAGCCCAACAGGUGGUUCUCGAGACAAAACACGUUUAGCCCCCUACGCAAAACAAGACAAACACACACGCCCGUACAAAAGCAUGGACUCAAUAAACACAGAUGUCUCUAUGCCAGCUGUGGAGACCAGGAGCAAAUCUAGGGAGGGAAACCUGGGGAUAGAAUCUCCAAUCCUCAAACAAAACCCCUUCUUCAAGUUACGUCCAGCGCUGGCUCUGCAGCCAGAGGUAGAGAAGGACAUCCGGGAGGCCAAAGAAAGAGAGGAGGAGCUGCGCAGACAGAGAUGCACUCUGUACGGAGAGAACAGGCAGAACAGUGAAGAUGGAGAUAAGUCUCGAUUCAACCCAACACUCGAAUCAGACGUCAGGAAACUGUCCAGGGGGAAACUGGAACGGGUUUGGCCGCCACCCUCCAAGAAAGACCAGAUGAAAUCUGAGCAGACACAGCAGGAGCCAAAGGUUCACAGAGCAGGAGGUCAGAAGGCUCCUCUGUGGCAGCGCUGGGAGUCCGGCCUGAUCAACGGGAAGCCGUCAAACUGA